Messenger RNA from Striga asiatica, 1929 nucleotides. The record is from the annotation of a GenBank genome assembly. Lineage: Eukaryota; Viridiplantae; Streptophyta; Magnoliopsida; Lamiales; Orobanchaceae.
UGCAUAUAAAUAAAUUAUGAUAAUUUUAUUUAUAAGUAAAUAAAUAAAAACAGCUGUCCAAGGCCCUUAUCUGAUCCGCCAGGAGGCAAAGAGCGGGAAAGGGAUCAUAGAGGAUGAAAUUCAGCGCGAAGGCGUGGAGCCAGGGCGGCGCCGCCCGGGCCGGCGUGCUGCAGGUCGGCGGCUUCUCGACGGAGACUCCCGCUCUCCUCCUCCAUACUCGUAAGGGCCUUCCCGCUUUCAUCACCCCCGACCUUCUCUCCGAUCUACCUACUCCUGAUUCUCGCCUCCUUCAAUUCAGCCCCCUUCACUUAUAUGCCUUUAUAUAUCCGUUCCUCGUUCUUUCGGUUAUACUCGAGUUCUACUCUGGUUUCCACUUCAGAUCUUUUUCUACUCUGGUUUCCACUUCAGAUCUUUAUGCUGCGGAUAAAUUGUCUCCCUCACAUGCGUGUGUGCGUGUCUGUGUUUCCAGCUGGGAAGGCAUCUCUCUCAAAACCAUAUCCGAUUUGGGGGGCCUGCACAAGAUGGUGGGUUUGGAUGAACACGCGUUUGUGGCUGUUCCGAGGGAUUCAGUUAUAUCCCUACCAGAUUAUCAGAGCACGAACAAGAUUGGAGCUUCUUUCGAGACCCCUUCCGGUCGGCUUCUGAUGAAACCGAUGCAGUAUGUGGAGAUGAUAUCCUCAAUGAAACCCAAUAUGUGGGCCACUUUGGCAGACGAAGUGCCUACUUGGGUUUCUCAGAAGAGAAACAGGGCGUCGGUCGAUCGUACUGUGAGGUGGCUCGAUGAUUGCUUAAAAUCAGCUUUCACUAACAAUACAGGUGGAGCAGUCUUUGGGUCCAUUGUAGGAGGCUCUAAUAUUGAAGAACGGAAACGCUGUGCACAAGAAGUUGCAAAGAGAAACGUGUCAGGUUUUUAUUUAGGUGGCUUUGGGGUUGGAGAGAGUAUGGACGAACGCCCUUCUGUUCUCAGUGCUAUUACCAGGCUGCCUGCAUUGGACAUUGUGUCAUGGUUUUACUGCAAGUACUACGAUCAGAAGUUUGAUGUAGAAGAGCUUAUAGAGAAAGUGAAGGAAAUAUUACCAGAGGAUAAGCCACGCCAGAUAUGUGGUCUUGGACUUCCAGAAGAAGUCUUGCAAGGUGUUGCUGCUGGUGUUGAUUUAUUUGACUCAACCAAAAAAACUGAAACAAACUCAGGAAUGCAUGACAGAUAUAUAUACCAUCUUACACUCGGAGCCUUUGCUCUUACAUUCCCUCUAGAGGAAAAUGGGAGACAUAAUAGCUAUGUUGAUCAGCUGUGUGAUGCUGGUAACGAUGGCACGAAGAUCAAUUUAAGAGCAACCAUUUACAGGAAAGACAUGUCACCAAUUCUCGAUGGCUGUAAGUGCUACACAUGUCAGAAUCACACGAAGGCUUAUAUAAACCAUUUGUUUAACGUUCAUGAGAUGCUGGCUCAUAUUCUGUUAGAAAUCCAUAACACGCAUCACUAUCUAGGAUUCUUCCGUGCGAUUAGAGAAGCAAUUAAAAGAGGCGCGUUUGAGGAAUUUCACCUAAAUUUUGUGCGAAAUAGACGUGACCAUAUUCUUGACACAGCUUUUAACUCCUGAUAAAUAUGCACACAGCCUGUUGAGGGCACGUUUAAUGGUAACGAAGAGGACCUGAAAGGCUUCUCAUUGAUAUGUUUGAAGAUUAUCUGCAGCAGAGAAUGUUGUGUAAUGGGAUGUGACUGUUGGGACAAACAAACUAUGAAUUUUGCAAUGUUUUCAACUCUUUACAAAAAAAAUUAGAAAUCGACAGAUAAAUUUUGUCCAGUCUGAACUUGUAAAACUCUCCAAACUUGGGGUGUCAUAUUUUGAACUGCAGUAAUAUUGAAAUUUCAAUUUUGUUAUCAUUGAAUGAUCAUCACAGUUUUGUAUUACCAAUGGUAUUAUUCUG